GUCUCCUUUCAAUAUGUCAAUAUGUCAACUGAUGAUUGGUCAACUUUUGCUCACAAAACUGAUACUCUUCUUACCUCCUGUCAACUGGCUACCUUGGAAAAUCAUAAAUUAAAGUCUAAACAAGCUUUGAAUUUCUAUUGGGAUUUGAUCCAAGGAUGCAUUAUAAAAGCUGCUAAAAAAUGUAUUCCAAUUUACUAUUCAUCACAGCACUCACAUAACCUCAGACCUAAAUCCUUAAAGAAAGUUUAUCAACAAAUAAGAACAGCUCAAAAACUUGAAAAGCUUUCUAAAAAAGCAUUUAUAUCCAAUCGCAUCCAUACGCAUUGGUCUAACAUUUAUAACAAAACAGUUAAAAUUGCAGUAGCCUUAAAAUUUGAAUUUUUGCCUAUCGCUGUGCAUACACUAUCAGCAAUUUAUGCAAUCAUUCCUACUAUUAGAUCUCUUGUUUCCACUUUAUCU
Messenger RNA from Funneliformis geosporum, 459 nucleotides. The record is from the annotation of a GenBank genome assembly. Lineage: Eukaryota; Fungi; Glomeromycota; Glomeromycetes; Glomerales; Glomeraceae.